Cinara cedri is the source of this 1006-nucleotide messenger RNA. Lineage: Eukaryota; Metazoa; Arthropoda; Insecta; Hemiptera; Aphididae. The record is from the annotation of a GenBank genome assembly.
AUGCUCAAAGACUCUCUGUUUAUAUUCUUUACAUUUUGCACAACUACAAACAAAUGUAUAGCUUAUGAUUGUGGUGGAUCACAAGUCAACAUCACGUCCUUCAACAGCUUAGAAGUGGACGACUGUGACAUACCAACGCCCGUCGAAAUCUAACACAUGCGAAGAAUAAAACUAUUACAGAAAGCAGAAACACAACCCGUAUAUUUCCAAACAUGUUUUAUUUCCAUCGACUACCUCAUUACCAGCUGUUCAGUAUUUGAAGAUGCACAAAUGGUAGAUGGCGGUUUUUUCUCAGAAAUAAUUGAACUAGGAACUGCUAGAUGUAAAGAAAUCCAUCAACAUAGAGUAUACCACACACCUCUAGGAAAUAUAAUAUCCGGACUCAAAAUCAACCAAACAACUUUAGUACCCCACACUAGUGGUGGUGCGCUCGAUAGAGAAGGAAACUGUGAAGGUACCCACUUUCACCAACCCAAACGGAACUUGGCACAAAGUCAUUGUUCAAGCCAAAUACUCCAUACACCUCGCAGAAGGAAUAGCAACAGCCAACAAUAAAGAAAACAUUUUAAUUCUACCAUCGGGAUCCAGAUUAAAAUUAUCUGACUCAUAUGGAUUAGACCAAUACAAGGGGGGAAUAGUAUGGCAGAUCGAACAUCAAGAAUGCAACAUACGCGAAUUCGAUGUUCUAUAUGACGGAGAAGCGUCAUUAGUAAAAGCAACCACUUAUAAUUCAAACACGGAAUCGUUCAUAGUAGAAACAAACCAUACUGCCAUCUCCCUAAAAAAAUUAUCAUUAAGUUAUGCCUGCAACAUUCCGGUAUAUAAAACAGACAACCCUCAACUAUUAAUAAUAGCUGACCAAAAUUACGCAGAUAGCUUUACACCAAAACAGAUCACACCUUUCAGCGCAGAUUUAUUGUCUUAUCUGAAUACUAAAUUUGUAUACCUCGAAUUCACUGUUAAAAGAACAACAACCAAGUUAUUAAUAAUUAAUACUACAAUUUAA